AUGCUCCGAGACGGAAUUCUGGAAGGAAUACCAGGUGAACGAGGCGUCGGAAAACACACGAUAAAGACUUUCUCUCGAUCAGACGGAGAGAAAGUGUUGGAACUGGUCGUGAAGGAGGAUCAUCGAAAUCCGUGCGGAAGCGAAGACACUUACUGGGUCGAGGCGCUCUUCGAGAAUGAUGGACCUGUCGAACAUCGUCUCAACGCAGCGUUCGAUAUCAAAGCGCUGAAGGUGAACGUCAACGAGCUCAAGGUUUACUCGUACAACUACUCGCGUACAAUUCGCAGCGUCUACUCUAUUGGUGGCGACGCAGAAGGAGCUUUUACGAUACUUAAGAAGGUGGCUUGUGGAGACAAUUUGGACACGGCCACCGACGAAAUGGACGUGAUUCUGACCGCUGUCGAGAAUAUCGAGCAUGAGAUUUAUGUUGUGUUGACUCAUGGCCGCGUGGUUCAACCUCCCAAUGACGUCACUGUGGAAAGUUCUACCCCAGGAAAGGUUACCACCACCACCCGCGAAUCGACUACCUCGCGCACCACGCGAAAAGUCGACAAUCCUCCAGUGAAACUGAAUUCGCUUUCCGCAUUCACAUGCGUACGUGGUGUUUACUGCGAGAUGACCAUACCGGAAAGCACGUUCAAGGACGUCGAGGACGGGGACACGUUCAAGCUUCGACUUUCAGUGCAGCCAAUCGGCAAAAAGGAUUCGUGGAUGUUCUACGACCACAAGAAGAUCAAGGGUGUACCGAUGGAGGAAGGCGAGCAUGAGUUCCGAUUAGAAGCUCGAGACAAAGCUGGACAGAUGGCUUCCGCCCCAUUCAAAGUGUCGGUGACGCCGUCGUUCCCGUUCAACCACCUCGUCACCCUCGAGCUCGACACCCCCGUGCUGCGAUUCUCACGGCCGUCAUCGCUUUCCUCGUUCGCACAUCAGUUGGCCAACGCUUUCCGCUCUAAACCGGAUGCAAUCACCAUUCGAAACAUCACAGGGAACACGACGAAGACCCAGGUCUCGUGGAGCAACAACACGGUCCCUCACAAGACUUGUGCUCGCGAUGCCCUCGACAACAUCCGGUUCACGAUGCUCACUCGACAGCGCUCACAGACAAAGAUCGAGUUUGUAAAGCAGAUCGGCUCACAAUUCCACGUCCGAAAAGCCAGCCUGGACCUGCGAGGUAGCUGUCUCGACAAAGAAGUGGAGAUGGUUUCCACAGCGCCGACGAUGGAGGCUACCGAGCAAGCCGCCUUCCCGUGGAUGGUUCUCAUUGGAGUGCUCCUCCUACUUCUUCUGCUCGCUAUCCUGAUUCUAGCUGUAUGCAGCGCGAUGAGGAGGAACAAGAAGAAGGAGAAACCCUCCGACUACAUGGAGCAAAAGGAGGCGCUGCAUUGGAACAAGUGCCCAUUGAGAUGGAAACUGAUGAAGAUUACUUCGAGAAAAUGGUUCAAGAAGUACAAGAGGACGAAGAGAUGA
Ostertagia ostertagi is the source of this 1467-nucleotide messenger RNA. NCBI's taxonomy places the organism in Eukaryota, Metazoa, Nematoda, Chromadorea, Rhabditida, Trichostrongylidae. The record is from the annotation of a GenBank genome assembly.